AACAAUAGCGCCACACGAGAAAAACCACCAUUAAACGCCGUUUACUUGAAACAACGUAAUAGUUAGAUGUUUUAUUCUCGUCCAAAAUGGACGGUUUUAAGGACAUCCAAGAGUUGCUCUCUCAACCUAUUAUUAGGAACAUAGCAGAUGCAGCCCUGCAAUUCCUCCAAGGAAUUGCACAGCACUCUCAAAAUGAUAAUCCUGGCUUGGGAUUGUCUCAGCAAACACCACGAAUUUCACCUGCCCAAACUGGAGGUGAGAAUCCUGGAAUUAAUCCCAUCCAAAUGCUGGGCUCAUCUCAGCCAGGAAUUUCAACUGCCCAAACUGGAGGGGAGAAUCGUGGAAUUAACCGCAUCAACAUGGUGGGCUCAUCUCAGCCAGGAAUUUCAACUGCCCAAACUGGAGGGCAGAAUCGUGGAAUUAAUCCCAUCCAAAUGUUGGGCUCAUCUCACCCAGGAAAUUCAACUGCCCAAACUGGAGGGCAGAAUCGUGGAAUUAAUCACAUCCAAAUGCUGGGCUCAUCUCAGCCAGGAAUUUCAACUGCCCAAACUGGAGGGCAGAAUCGUGGAAUUAAUCCCAUCCACAUGCUGGGCUCAUCUCACCCAGGAAUUUCAACUGCCCAAACUGGAGGGCAGAAUCGUGGAAUUAAUCACAUCCAAAUGCUGGGCUCAUCUCAGCCAGGAAUUUCAACUGCCCAAACUGGAGGGCAGAAUCCUGGCAUGAACCACUUCCACAAUAUGGGCUCCUCUCAGCUAACACCAGGUCUCGGUCCAGAAUAUCCUACUAUUUAUGAUGGCCUUGGCAAACAAUAUUCAAUCAUACCAAGAAGUAACGGGUCUGCCGGUGUAACGCCUAGACGUCAUUCGGUACCAGCCGAUCGAAGGAAAAUGAUAUUUUCCAACAUUCCGAAAAAACCGGAUUUCGAAAUGAACGUGAUCGGGGUCGAAACUGUCGACCGUACAAACCCAAGAGCUCCAACCAAAAUGGAGGAGAAGAUUCUCCAAUCGAAAGGAUUGGGAAUCAAACAAGUUACUUUUUGGGAAACAGACCAAUCCACUACCGUCGACUGGCGUAUUAAAGAAGUAUUUCCAAUCUUCAGAAGUUUGAAAGGAGGUCUCAAAAUGUGGGCAUUUGGUGGAGGUAAUAGUUUGUCUCUAUACGAGUUGGGCUCCCCUAUUGUUAACGGCUCCAUACUGAAGGGCUGCUCCCGUCGAAUCGUGGUUUCACCUCGCAGAGAGGAUGAACAAUUAGGCCUACCCAAAACAGUUGAGAUGAGCCAGAUAAUGGCUCAAUGCGAACAUUGCGGCAAAGAAUACGAUUUGGCCAUUUUAGAUACGCACGAAAUGGAAUGCGCAUGUAAUGUAAAUGAGGAUUAUGGAGCCGAGACCAAAUUGGUGAAAAAGACCCGAUACGAAGACGAGAGUGAAAAGUACGACAUGCCUAACACCAGAUCGAAAAGUGUCACCCGUGGAUCUUGUGCUGGCAAUUCGUGUACAACGUCAUCGGAUAUAUCUCCUAUUGCUGGGCCGUCUGGUAGGGAUUUACUUUCAUCUCUUCCGAAACCUCCUACUGAAGGAUACUCUGUCGCCGAUCCGUCCUCUUACCCAAGCCAAUUUUCACCAUCAACGAAUUCGGAUUCUGAUGUCGAUGGAAUCGACACCUUACUCAAACAUAAAAGUGAAGUAAUGUUUGCGGAUCACAGUGAAAUUUUCGAUUCUGAUUCUGAGUUUAAAAAUGAACUGGUCAUUCGCCGAAGCCAUCUUUAUGAAGAUUGUAUUGCCGCAGUCGGAAACAAGAAUUUCAUAGAAAAGAUAAAGUUCCCCCUCAUCAUCACUUUCGUAGGUGAGGCGGGUUCGGAUUACGGAGGAUUGAGAACGGACCUUAUUACGAGAAUGUAUGAUAGCAUGGAAGAAACAAUGGAACUCGUUCAUGUCUCCUAUAUUUCAUCCUGUGAGAAUGGAGAAGACCGCGAAACGAAAAAGGAGAAUUACUCAAUCCUCUACGCUUAUGGAGUAUGGUGCGCCGUUGGUAUUGUUCAACUUCGAAUCUGUUCCCCGUUCAUCUUACAAUGGUAUGAUGCGUUUCCGGACGAUCAUCCGUUUAAAGAGGGCUUGAGCAUUUUGGAUGUGGAUGGAUUGCUUAAGCGUAAAGGAAUACGGCAAUUGUUUCAGGCAAUCAAAUUAUCCUCGACAGAGUUUGAAAAUCUGUUGGAACCUGCAGAAGAACCUGCAGAAAACCCUUUUCAACGUUUUUCGGAGGAAAGAGCUCUCGAUGAGUUCCUGUCUUUUGUGCGAAGAAUUGAAGAUGGCCGUAUCAAAGGAAAAGAUAGCGACGGCAAUGAAUUGACAGUAGCUUCUGUUUAUCGGUUCAUCACAGCGUCCAAGAUUGUGCCUAGAGUACGUAAGGAAAAGUUAGCAUACAAGUUUGUGUUAAGUAAAAAAAAUAUCUUGACACGACCUGAAGCGUCGACUUGUUUUCAUAAUUUUUCGAUUCCUAUUACAUCUUCGCAAAACGAAAUGGAUAUGUUGUGGCUGAGUGCCUUGACAGAGACGGAUGGCAGCUACCAUAAGACCUAGGUCUUAUGGUAGCUGCCACCAAAAGACAACAAUUGUUGUCUUUUGGUGGUUAUUUUUUGUGUUUUACUACUAAGCUGAUUGUGAAUGAUUUGAUCGUUGGUUUGCAAUGAGAUACGUUGAGGAUUAUCAUCUUCAACUCAACUUUAUUAUUCGGAACUAAUUUUUAUGUACGGGAGUUGGUUACUUCACUCAUUUUAUUCGUUUUACGUUUUAACUGUUCUUCAUUCUUUUUGCUCAUGUGACUUUACAAAGGAAAAGAAUGUACUCCCAUAUAUUCAAUUAAAUCUGGAAAAACCCGUUUGCAUACACAGAAUUCAAAAGUUCAAA
This is a messenger RNA of Daphnia pulex (common water flea), 2903 nucleotides long. RefSeq lists its product as uncharacterized. The transcript is spliced from 16 exons. The record is from RefSeq and is a predicted model, not a curated record. Gene Ontology annotation, molecular function: ubiquitin-protein transferase activity. NCBI's taxonomy places the organism in Eukaryota, Metazoa, Arthropoda, Branchiopoda, Diplostraca, Daphniidae. The coding region runs from base 87 to 2576 and encodes 829 amino acids.